AUGGAACUCAACAGAAAACAUUUUCGCGCCAUAAUUUAUUACAACUUUCAGACACAAUUAUCGCAACAAAAAUACCUUACUGAGUUACUGUCUGUUUUCGGCAACGAAGCGCCACAUCAUCUUAGCGACGAUCCCAGGGUGGGUGCACCAAAACCGGCAGUCACCCAAGAAAACGUUGAUGCUGUGCGCAAACUCAUCAUUGAAGAUAGACAUGUGACAUAUCGCGAGAUUGAAGCGUCCUUGAAGAUCUCAAAGACCUCAAUUCAAAAAAUGUUACUUGAAGAAUUAUUAGUAAGAAAAUUAGUUUCUCGUUGGAUACCCCACCUGUUGACUGAAGAGCAGAAAGCAGCCAGGGUUAAUUGGUGUCAAAAAACGCUUGACCGUUUCAAUUCUAGAAACACAAAAAAUGUGUACAGCAUUGUGAGUGGUGAUGAAUCGUGGAUUUACUGUUAUGAACCAGAAAAUAAACGACAGUCGGCUGUUUGGCCAACAAAAGUCAUCCGUUCUCGAAGUGUUUCAAAAAAGAUGGUCGCGAUAUUUGUGUCAAAAACGAGUCAUAUUGCAACAAUUUCUCUUAAUGAGCAAAGAACUGUUACUACAGAUUGGUAUACCACCAUUUGUUUGCCAAAAGUCAUCACCGGGCUUCGAAAAAUCAACCCCGAAAGAAGAAUCAUCCUCCACCAAGACAAUGCAAGCUCGCACUCAGCCCAAAAAACAAGGCAGUAUUUAACGCAAGAAAACGUGGAAUUAUUGGGCCAUCCUCCAUAUAGUCCCGAUCUAAGUCCUAACGAUUUCUUUACUUUCCCGAAAAUUAAAAACAGACUGCGUACAAACGAGUGGAAUAAGUGCUUCGAAAAUUGGUUCGAACGCAUGCAGGUGUGUAUUAAUCUUCGUGGAGAAUACUUCGAAAAACAAUAA
Acanthoscelides obtectus is the source of this 918-nucleotide messenger RNA. Lineage: Eukaryota; Metazoa; Arthropoda; Insecta; Coleoptera; Chrysomelidae. The record is from the annotation of a GenBank genome assembly.